This is a messenger RNA of Populus nigra (black poplar), 1217 nucleotides long. RefSeq names its product FH protein interacting protein FIP2. Lineage: Eukaryota; Viridiplantae; Streptophyta; Magnoliopsida; Malpighiales; Salicaceae. The record is from RefSeq and is a predicted model, not a curated record. Gene Ontology annotation, biological process: protein homooligomerization. The coding region runs from base 134 to 1039 and encodes 301 amino acids. Gene Ontology annotation, molecular function: protein binding. The transcript is spliced from 11 exons.
AAAAAAUAAAAAAAAACCGGUGUAUCUGUCUGCCUGUCUUCAUCACCUCUGCCUGAAAACCUCCCCUUUCUCAAAACUACCCAUCUCUAAAUUCUCUCUCUCUAUCUCUAGCAAGUUCCACAGAAAAAAGCAAAUGAUGAAAGACCACCCUUUCUCUUCUCUAAUUCGUCUCAACAUUGGAGGGAAGAAAUUUUGCACCACAAUUGAUACAUUAACACAGCGUGAGCCUGAUUCCAUGCUUGCGGCCAUGUUCAGUGGAAGACACACUGUGUCUGAGGAUCCUGAUAAGGGAUACGUCUUCAUUGAUAGGGAUGGGAAACACUUUCGGCAUAUUUUGAAUUGGUUGAGGGAUGGUGUGGUUCCCACACUAACUGAUGCUGAAUAUUCAGAGCUUAUGCGAGAGGCAGUAUACUAUCAGCUACUUGGGCUCGUAGAAGGAAUCAAUUCUGUUCUGACUAGGAGAAGGGAAGGUGACGAGUUGGAAGCUGAAUUGACACGGGCGGAUAUCAUCAAAUGUUUACAAUAUGAGAAAGUGAAGUUUCGAGGAGUUAAUUUUUCUGGCCUUGAUCUCUCUAAACUGGACCUCUCAUAUGUUGACUUCAGCUAUGCAUCUCUGAAAAAUGUAUUCUUCUCUCGUGCAAACCUACAGUGUGCAAAAUUCCGGGAUGUGGAUGCUGAGGGUUCCAUAUUCCACAAUGCAACUUUGCGGGAAUGUGAAUUUACUGGUGCAAAUCUCCGAGGAGCUUUAUUAGCAGGUGCCAACCUUAAGAGUGCAAACCUACAAGAUGCUUGUCUGGUUGAUUGCAGUUUUUGUGGAGCAGAUCUGAGUUCUGCACACUUACAGACUGCUGAUCUCACUAAUGCCAACUUGGAAGGAGCUAAUCUAGAAGGAGCCAAUCUGAAGGGUGCAAAAUUGAAUAAUGCCAAUCUAAAGGGUGCAAAUCUUCAACGGGCUUAUCUACGACAUGUCAAUCUUCAAAAUACACAUUUGGAAGAUGCAAGGCUUGAUGGUGCCAAUUUGGUUGGAGCAAUUCGAUAAAAUUGGUGCAAGACUGUGUGCCAGAAUACGGGAAUGUAUUUUCAUUUGUGAGUGAUCUAUUUCAUUUCCAUCCUUUUGUCUUCAGAAAUGGAUAUAUGUGCUAAGUUAUUUAUGUGCAAUUUGUGGAUAGUUUGACAAAAUGAAUUGGAAAGAUUUCAUAAAACAUGGUUGACCAUAA